AUGUCAGCCCCCAAACCCCCCCACGAAAAGCCACCAUUAACCCUCUUCGAGCCAAUCCUCACCGAAACAGGCUUCACUUUGCUCCAGCGCAACACGGCGGCGUUCUCCCACCCCACCGAGCGCCGCGGCCGGAAAAAACUCGCCGAACCGGGCCGGUUCCUCGGCGUCCGCCGCCGCCCCUGGGGCCGCUACGCCGCCGAAAUUCGAGACCCCACCACCAAAGAACGCCACUGGCUGGGCACCUUCGACACUGCCCAGGAAGCUGCCCUAGCCUACGAUCGGGCAGCCCUCGCCAUUAAAGGAACUCAAGCAAGAACCAAUUUUAUCUACACCGAUCACACUAAUUUCCACUCCAUUCUCAGCUCCUUCGAAUUCCACAGCGCUUUCCAUUCCCAAAUCAACCACCAGAACGCCGCCUCCGCCUCCGUCGUCUCCGCCGCCGCCGGUGCCGCCUCCGGAGGUGGCGGCGUUAACAAGCCUUCCGCCCAAUCAGGGGAUGACACGUGUCGAGAUGAAAAGAAGAGCUUCUUCAACAGCUCUACAGCUAAUUCGGGUUACCUUGAUUGCAUUGUUCCCAGCAGUUAUUUAAACCCUAAUUCUUCUGCAAAUUCUUCGAAUUGCUCCAAUGGCGCGGCGGAGGAGGAUAAUCAGAUUGAUGAGGUGAUGAUUCCUGUUGAUUUUUCGACGAAUUGUGGUGAAGAAAUUGGGGGUUUCUAUGGAAGUAGUUUUUGGGAUCAGAAUGAGCAGAUUUGGGAAUUUAGUUCCUGCGAUUGUGAUCAGCUGUCGGCUGUGAUCAAGAACCCUAAUUUCAUUGGGGAUGAUGAUCAAAGGUGUCAGAUUGAUGAUUAUGAUCUUCCAGGUUUUGAUCAGAUGAUCAGUGGUAAUAAUUCUGCUGAAUUUGAUGCAGCAGCGCCUGCAAAUAAUUAUAAUUAUUCGUCGUCGUCUUCCUCGUCGUUUUUUGCUCCUGCUUUUGGGGAAGCACUGGAUUUAGGGCAGUCUCUAUUUUAA
This is a messenger RNA of Andrographis paniculata, 1008 nucleotides long. Its product is annotated as ethylene-responsive transcription factor ERF086. The transcript has a single exon. The record is from RefSeq and is a predicted model, not a curated record. The coding region runs from base 1 to 1008 and encodes 335 amino acids. Gene Ontology annotation, biological process: regulation of DNA-templated transcription. NCBI's taxonomy places the organism in Eukaryota, Viridiplantae, Streptophyta, Magnoliopsida, Lamiales, Acanthaceae. Gene Ontology annotation, molecular function: DNA binding; DNA-binding transcription factor activity.